Thyridium curvatum is the source of this 846-nucleotide messenger RNA. RefSeq lists its product as uncharacterized. NCBI's taxonomy places the organism in Eukaryota, Fungi, Ascomycota, Sordariomycetes, Thyridiales, Thyridiaceae. The record is from RefSeq and is a predicted model, not a curated record. The transcript has a single exon. The coding region runs from base 1 to 846 and encodes 281 amino acids.
AUGGACGCGGCCUCCAUGAACGCAGCCGCAGCCGGUGUGCGCCCGCCGCAUAUCGUCCAGAGACACAUCCACGCCGGCAUGGCCGACCACUGCAUCAUUUCGGUCCAGUAUGAUGGCAUGAGGUUCGACAUCCACAUUCAACCUGCGCACUUCCAGCAGUCGCCGACUGAAGAGCGCCGCUGUCUUCGAUACUUUGAGGGCAUCCGUGAUCAACUCGGCUUGCACCGCGCCGAGGUCGAGGCACAGUCCGAUCCUCCGGUCCCGCAGGACUUCUUCCGCAAAUUCGACGAGUGGAUCGUCACGAUCUCCCGGCCCCUCUUCGCCAAGUACAAGCCGGUCCUCCCGCCUAACUCCAUCGCCGACAAUGUCCGUGGCGGUUACUACGGCGGACCGCUGCUCUCGCAGUACCUCUUCCCCAUGGCCUGGACCGGCCACAUGGAAUGCAAGUACGGGGACUUCUCGAUCCGCAUCGAUGACCGGAUCGAUAGCCACCGGGGCUACUUGACGCCUCCCAAGCACUUUGUUGAUAGAUUGCUGGAGGAGAAGCUCUGGAAGUACGCCAAGAUGGUCGACUCUGCCAGGAUUGAGCUCCAGCGCGGCGGCGGUGAGGAGCAGGUAUUUCUGGGCCGUCCUGUCACUGUCUAUGCGGACCUUGACGGUACCGGACGCCUCACCUUGUGCCGUUUCCGGAUGUUUUCUCCUCAGGACUUGGCUUAUGCCGAGAUGUGGCUUGUCAAGUACCUGAAGAUGGUAGAGAACGGUUCGCCCACAGCCAUUAAAGGCGAGCAGGUCUUGGCUAUUGUGUCGAAUUCAGAUCAUUCGUUCUCUGGAAUGCUCUUCGCUUAG